Messenger RNA from Scheffersomyces coipomensis, 590 nucleotides. Its product is annotated as mitochondrial 37S ribosomal protein MRPS8. Gene Ontology annotation, molecular function: structural constituent of ribosome. The coding region runs from base 35 to 508 and encodes 157 amino acids. NCBI's taxonomy places the organism in Eukaryota, Fungi, Ascomycota, Pichiomycetes, Serinales, Debaryomycetaceae. Gene Ontology annotation, cellular component: ribosome; mitochondrion. Gene Ontology annotation, biological process: translation. The record is from RefSeq and is a predicted model, not a curated record. The transcript has a single exon.
UAGACACUUUAACAGUUCAUUAUAUCAACCAAAGAUGUCAUUUGUUCAUUUGGCAAACUUCUGUGCCCAUAUAAAGAAUUGUACGAAUGUUAAUAUAUCAAGCACAUCAGUGCCAUUUACAAGAUUGCAUUUACAAAUAGCCAGUGGAUUAUAUAAAGAAGGAUUUAUAUCAUCGAUACAACGAGGAUCAACCACAGGACCAGAUGUCACUCCAGUAGAUGUUACUCCUGAUAAUAUAUCCACCAGAAGAUUGUGGUUAGGUUUGAAAUAUCGUAACAAUCAACCUGUCAUAAGAGAUAUUUCCUUAGUUUCUAAACCAGGUAGAAAAGUUAAUUUAACUAAAGAAGAAGUUAAAGCUUUAGCAUCUGGUUUAGCAGUAAGAUUCAUUAAACCUUUACAACCUGCUGAAUGUAUAUUCAUAAAGAAUGAAAAGGAAAAGGAAGUCAUCGAAAUCCAAGAGGCUGCUAAAAGAAACUUAGAUGGUGUUGCAUUAUAUCGUGUUAAAUAGGUAUUUACGUUAUUAUUAAUUUUGUACAUAGAAAAGGAUUUAUUUACUUAAAUAUAGAUAAUAAAAGAUUUAUUAUUUAAAG